Messenger RNA from Bursaphelenchus xylophilus (pine wood nematode), 1195 nucleotides. The record is from the annotation of a GenBank genome assembly. NCBI's taxonomy places the organism in Eukaryota, Metazoa, Nematoda, Chromadorea, Rhabditida, Aphelenchoididae.
AUGGAUGCCCUCAAGGGAAUAAAAGUGAUUGAACUCGAGGGGUUGGCUCCAGUCCCUUUUUGUGGCCAGAUCUUGGCCGACUUCGGCGCCGAUGUCACCGCGAUUAAGGUAGCUGAACGACAACUUUAACCCUCUAUAACCUUUUAGAAAAAAAAGUCUGGAAGUUUAAAAGCUAAAUUCUCUCGAAACAAACGGAGCAUCUCGUUAGAUUAUAAGGAUGACAUCCACCAUAUCAGAGACCUUGUCGACCGGGCCGAUGUCCUCCUUGACCCAUAUAAACCGGGAGUUCUGGAGGCGAUUGGAUUAGCUCCAUUAGAACUGUGGAAAACCAACCCCGGUUUAAUUGUCGCGAGAAUAACUGGGUAUGGGCAGACCGGUUCCAUGGCCAAGAAGGGCGGCCACGAUCUGAAUUAUGUCUCCUUAUCAGGAAUUCUGCCUUUUAUCAGUGGGAAGAACGAGAGGCCAUGGCCCCCAGCGAACGUUUUGGCAGACUUCGCCGGAGGUGGUCUUAAUGGAGCAUUCGGAAUCCUGGCGGCUAUUAUCAAAAGAAAUAGAACUGGGGAAGGAGCAGUCGUAGAUGUCAGCAUGACUGAAGGAGUUUCAUAUCUCGGAGCUAUGUUAUUCGAAUACCAAGGCAACGAAGUCAUGUGGAACAAGGACUUCGGACUAUUCAGGGGAGACUGUCCCAUUUACAGGUAACGCUCACUCCAGAAGACUCUAAUUUUUAGAACGUAUCAAACAAAAGAUGACAAAUUUAUGGCUGUUGGAGCACUGGAACCCAAAUUUCAUCAAGCCGUCUUUAAAAGUAAUUCUUUUAAAUUCUUUUUGCAAUAACAAUCUUAUUGUUAGCUCUCGACGUGGACCCCAAUCUCAUAGAUAAUCCAACAGAACUCACAAAUGUCCUAGAGGCCAAAUUCAAGUCAAAAACGCGAAACGAAUGGGCCAGUAUUUUUGAGAGUGAGUUAAAAAUCAUUUACUCUUUUACGCAUAACGCCGCAUUAAUUCUAUAGCUAAUAAAAGCGAGUAUUUUUCAGAGGUAGACGCAUGUGUAACACCCGUUCUGGACCUCGAAGAAGUGAAGGAUUCGGAAUUACACAAAUCCCGAAACAACUUCAGACCGGAUGAAUCCCUUUCUCAACCAUCUCCACGCAUUUAUUCAUCGCAAGAACUGAAGAAACUGCCGGCCAAACUUUAG